Messenger RNA from Misgurnus anguillicaudatus (oriental weatherfish), 1628 nucleotides. It is a transcript of the gene pcmtl, whose product is annotated as l-isoaspartyl protein carboxyl methyltransferase, like. The record is from RefSeq and is a predicted model, not a curated record. NCBI's taxonomy places the organism in Eukaryota, Metazoa, Chordata, Actinopteri, Cypriniformes, Cobitidae. Gene Ontology annotation, cellular component: cytoplasm. Gene Ontology annotation, biological process: protein modification process. Gene Ontology annotation, molecular function: protein-L-isoaspartate (D-aspartate) O-methyltransferase activity.
GUUGAUGCGAUCUGUUUAGAAACAUUACUUCCGUGUACUUCUUUAGCACGCUGACAUCGUUAAAGAUUAUAGAUACGUUUGUUGUGAACCAAGUAACGUUAUCACGCAUGUUGGACGCGACGCGUCAGUAGUCUGAGGAGCUACGACACCACAAGCGUUGCUCUUUAGGAAAUGCAGGCUGUGGUCAGACUGGCAGCAAUUGCGGUAGCGGUCCCUAUGGGUUUGCUGCUUUCCAGAACCAUGGCAUGGAUAUCUAGUGGCAAAACACAUGCUGAACUCGUCACCCGUUUAAGAGAUCAUGGGGUUAUCCGAAGCGACCGUGUGUUUAAUGCCAUGCUUGCCACUGACAGAGGAAUUUAUUCCAAGGAUCAUCCUUACACCGACUCCCCCCAAUCCAUAGGAUUCAAGGCCACCAUCAGUGCCCCUCAUAUGCACGCACACGCUCUUGAAGUUCUCAGUGAUAAGUUAACAGAAGGAGCUUCAGCCCUGGAUGUAGGUUCAGGAAGUGGAUAUCUCACUGCAUGCUUUGCCAGAAUGGUAGGGCCUUCCGGUAAAGUGGUGGGAAUUGACCACAUAGAUGAGCUGGUGCAGUCUUCCAUUAAAAAUGUCCAGGCAGAUGAUCCCGAAUUGCUGGCCUCUGGACGGAUUAAAUUAGUGGUGGGGGAUGGACGAUUGGGAUUUCCUGAUGAAGCCCCCUAUGACGCCAUUCAUGUUGGAGCAGCUGCUCCCACACUCCCUAAAGCACUCCUGGAGCAGUUGAAACCAGGUGGCAGACUAGUUUUGCCAGUAGGCCCACAGGGUGGAAGCCAAGUUCUCGAACAGUAUGAUCGUCAGAGUGAUGGCACAUUCCUCAGAAAAGCACUGAUGGGUGUGAUUUAUGUCCCGCUAACAGACAAAGACCACCAGUGGCCAAGUGAUGAGCUCUGAUUGCAGUAUGGUUGCCCCUGCAGGAGAUGGCGCUGGUGCUUUGGUUCAUCAAGCCCUUAGGCCUAAGGAAAAGUCUCGCAUCCCAUCUCAACCCGCUGCUUAGCAACACAAUUGCCAGGAUCAUUCUGAUUCCUGACUUGAAAUUGAAGUCAAUGCAGCAGUACAGGACUCGAAUAAAUGCUGGCAGGGCAUGUCCUGGGGUGCUGUUGUACUUUCUCAUACCUAGAUUGAACGAUGAAGGACUUUGCUGAAAAGGCUCCUUAUCUAAGAUUUGUGUGAUUUCAAGUAUGCAUAGUAUUCAUGGGUACUGCUUUACUUCUGUUCUGCUUUAAUGAUACUAUACAGGAAGAAAAGCAAUGGCAAUAGAGUACAGUUACCUUUAUAAUAAGUUGAACCUCUUGGAUGUCUCGCUAAUAAGUUAUAUUCCAAGGCUUUAAUAACACAAAACAAAAUUACUUUUUAGUUUUUGAAAAAAAGAAUAAAUAACUUUUUUUUUUCAAUUUUGCAUGACAUUCUUGAAAAUGUUAUCAGUUUUAUGUGUAUCUAGAGUUUUGGCCUGUGUAAUUUGUUUUCAUAUUUUCUCUAAUUUACAUAUCUUAUUGUAUUAAUCUACUUGUAAUUAAAUGUAAACUAAAUGCAAUGCCUUGUAUAUUUUCUUUUAAAUCAAUAAAAUUGUCAAAACACUUUAGAGAGACACUUUA